UUAACCAUGUUUCGUGUUGACCAUGGAGAUGGUUUCCCUACUUGACUCACGAGUCACGGCCAAACUCUAGAAACCCUCCUCCGAUCGCAGCGAAGGCAGCGGUGACGACAAAGACCGGCGUUCAGCGGCGACGGAGGCGGAGGCGGCGGAGCACCAUCAUCAAACCCUCCUCCUCCUCCUCCACCGCUCACAGCGAAGGCAGCAGCGCCGGCGUUCAGUCAAUAGGAGAGCUGGGGUCCUCUGCAGUGCGUUGACAGUCUCCUCACCAGUCUGGCCAUGGUGGCCAAUAGGGUAAUCCAGUAGUUACUGCUCCAAUUCGAUGGCCUGAAGUCUGUGCCACCAACCAAAUAUUGAAAGUCAGUCGUUCAAGAAGUACUUCAUUCACCAUCACGAUUUACAUCAAUGGUUGCCCUUGACUCUACACCAACUGUCAAACCACUUCUUGGACCCUCUGGUUCAAUAAGCCAUUAAGUCUGACGCUUGGACAGGUCAUCUUUUGCAAUGAAGACUCAUAACGAUGAUGAGAUUGAUGUGGAAGAUGUUAAAUUGGAAAAAGGCAAAGAGAAGACAGUAAGAAGUAACAAGACAGUUAAAAUACACAACCGGGCCUUGGUAUCUGGCCUUGCAUAUUGCAUUUCAUCUUGUAGCAUGAUACUGGUUAACAAGUAUGUCCUUUCCAGUUAUGAUUUUAAUGCCGGGAUAUCCUUGAUGUUUUAUCAGAAUCUUGUCUCAGUGGUUGUUGUGUCCUUGUUGAGUUUUUUUGGUGUAAUAACAACUGAACCACUCACAUGGAGAUUGAUUAAGGUCUGGUUUCCUGUGAACGCUAUAUUUGUUGGGAUGCUAAUCACAAGCAUGUUUAGUCUGAAGUAUAUUAAUGUCGCCAUGGUCACAGUCUUGAAGAAUGUUACAAAUGUGAUAACUGCAGUUGGUGAAAUGUAUCUAUUCAACAAGCACCACGACAACAGAGUCUGGGUUGCGUUAUUCUUAAUGAUUGUAUCAGCAAUCUCUGGAGGAAUUACAGAUAUAUCUUUUCAUGCUGUUGGCUAUGCAUGGCAGCUUGCCAAUUGUUUCUUGACAGCAUCAUAUUCCUUAAUGCUGCGUAGGAUCAUGGAUACAGCAAAGCAAGUUACAAAAUCUGGAAACUUGAACGAGUUUUCAAUGGUCUUGCUUAAUAACACACUUUCAUUGCCCUUGGGACUUCUACUUAUUGCUGUCUUCAAUGAGGUGGAUUAUCUUUCUACAACACCGCUUUUAAGGAUUCCCACCUUCUGGUUGGUGAUGACGCUAAGUGGAUUUUUGGGCCUAGCAAUCAGCUUCACUUCAAUGUGGUUUCUUCAUCAAACAGGGGCCACUACAUACAGCCUUGUUGGGUCACUGAAUAAAAUUCCCCUCUCUAUUGCCGGUAUCCUUCUGUUCAAUGUCCCUACAAAUCUAGAGAAUGCUACAAGCAUACUCUUUGGUCUGGUGGCAGGAGUGUUUUUUGCAAGAGCAAAAAUGCGGGAAAGAUCUCAAUCUUAACAUGCUAUUAAUCGCUUUGUAUCUGCACACACUGGUUGUGCCUUGACUACAAAUAUACCUUGUGGUUUUUCUGGAUCUGAUGUUAAAUAUUUCGCAUCACCAAAAACAAAGAAACAUUGAGAGCAUUUAUCUUUGACAAAGCAGCAGGGGUAGAGAAAAUCUUCUUCCAUUGGGAAGUGACUGUUGUAGUUCCUUGUUACCUCAGAGAUGGGUGUACUUCUUUCAUGCUUGUUUUUGAUGAAGAUACUGCCACUAAUGCUUGCUGUUUCUGAUCUUUAUUCGAAGCACGGGGACCUGUUUCCUUCCCCUUUGUAAUUUGUUAGACACCUGAGUGAACUUUAAUAUAUUCAGGUCAAGUCAAGUAAAGCUCAGAAGAAAGCAAAAUGUACCAACUACUGUAAUGGUGGAAUGAGACGAUGUAUUUCUUUUCAGGGUAGAGAAAUUUCAUCCAUUUUUGUUUUUUGGGUUUAUGGCGGUUGAGCUGCUAGUUUCAUUCUGAGCCAUUGAUUGUGGAGACCAUACAUAUUAGGAUUGCUUUUAUAGAUGAAGUUGGAGCUUGUAUGCGUCCAAAUGGUUGAGACAUUGGUUAUUAAUAUGUUCUGUUCAGAUACUCAAAAGAGAGAAGGAAUUUUAACUUUAUUUGUAACAAUUUUGUAAAAGAAUUAUUCCAUUAGACAUAUAUGGCUCCUCGUGAGAGCUCUCAGACA
This is a messenger RNA of Camellia sinensis, 2225 nucleotides long. It is a transcript of the gene GONST1, whose product is annotated as golgi nucleotide sugar transporter 1. Lineage: Eukaryota; Viridiplantae; Streptophyta; Magnoliopsida; Ericales; Theaceae. The record is from RefSeq and is a predicted model, not a curated record.